AUGUCAACAGGCAAAUAUAACACUCAAAGGGAGAAGGCCGAACUCGUCUUCUCAAAUAUGACAAGCAAGACCAGUCUGACAAUUUACGGAAGCGUUAAUUGUAGCGCAGCUUUGCUUUUCUGGACCGUAAAUUUACUAUAUUUAAAGGUGAUAUUAAAAGUUGAAGCUAUGGAGAAGAGUCUCUACAUCCUAUCAAUUAUAAAUGCAAUUUUCGACAUGAUACAGCUGGUCUCCCAUUUUUACAGCGGCGUAGUGUUAAUUUUGGGGAAAAAGCAUGAGGCAGAACACAUCGAUCAGAUUUUUGGUGCGUUCCUGUCCUCUUCAUGGAUGCAAAUGACUCUCAAUAUAACACAUUUUACUAUUAUUCGACUGUUGAUUAUUGUAUCUCCUACAGCGAUUAAAAAAAUCUAUAAGAAACCCCUUAUGGUAAUUUUGCCUUCGACUGUAGUAUUUAUUAUUUUGCUGCUACUUGAAGGUAGCCCACUGGCGGCAUUUAACUUCGAUCUAAAGUCCUUCUCGUGGUUUUUUGAUGAGGAACGGAUUUUGUCCAACGUUCUGGAUUAUAUGGAUAUCGUUCUGACAAUCACAUAUUUGUCAGUAACCGCAGUCUCUUAUUCAAUAAUUGCUUUCAAACUUCUCGUUAAUAUCGGAGGACGACGUGAGACAAUAAUAACAAUGCAGGUGCUCCUGUAUUGCAUUUAUACAUCCUUCACUUUUGUGUUCUGGGUUUUUAUUGACCCUGUGGUUGUAUUCACACCACCGUUUCUGUUUAUGAGUAAUUUUCUAUGGAUUAUUUGGAAUGGACUUUCUCCUACGUUAGAAAUUAUAUUCAAUGAGUAA
This is a messenger RNA of Necator americanus (New World hookworm), 840 nucleotides long. RefSeq lists its product as uncharacterized. NCBI's taxonomy places the organism in Eukaryota, Metazoa, Nematoda, Chromadorea, Rhabditida, Ancylostomatidae. Bases 1 to 840 code for a protein of 279 amino acids. The record is from RefSeq and is a predicted model, not a curated record. The transcript has 5 exons.